This is a messenger RNA of Rhopalosiphum maidis (corn leaf aphid), 2491 nucleotides long. RefSeq names its product UV-stimulated scaffold protein A-like. Gene Ontology annotation, cellular component: chromosome. Gene Ontology annotation, molecular function: RNA polymerase II complex binding. The record is from RefSeq and is a predicted model, not a curated record. NCBI's taxonomy places the organism in Eukaryota, Metazoa, Arthropoda, Insecta, Hemiptera, Aphididae. The coding region runs from base 524 to 2404 and encodes 626 amino acids. Gene Ontology annotation, biological process: transcription-coupled nucleotide-excision repair; response to UV. The transcript has 12 exons.
CGGAACGGAAAAUCAUCGUACUCCACAGACGCAAACGGAAUAUAGUUGAUAGUAAUCAGAAUAUAAUUAUUAUAUCAUCUCGCCCUAUAUUAUGUUAAAAUAAUCAUCUUAUAAUGAGUAUUAUUUAAUAACAGAUAAGUAAACAAUAAUAGUUAUUAGUUUCGUAGUAUCGACUGUAAAACAAUUCAAUAGCGCGAGACAAAUUUUAUUGUUAUUAUUACGAAUCGAUUUCCCGUGUAAACGUCGCGUAGGUGUUGCCGUCGUCGCGAAUACUCGUUGUCACCGAUGACGAGUUCGUUUGUCGUCGCUGCACAACCGUUGUCGCACGUCUUUAACGUUCAUCCUCGCGACAAUCAGUGACCGACGAACCACAUCGAUCAUUGCAGCUAUCUGCUAUUACCUUGUCAUCGUCGUCGUCUUCACUACAGCUUCAGCUCGCCAUCGCUCGUUGGCGCUAAUUAUACGCGAUAGACGGUCGUAUAAAGGCACUACUCUCUAAUUAGAAACCAGCUGCUGGUCUAGCAUGACACUAGACUACGAUAUAGCUAGCCGUGCAGCUCAACUUGUCGAACGUUUGACCAGUACUGGCGAAAACGACGUCGAUUGCAAGUUGUACGACGAAAUCGAAAAAAUCUGCAAAAAAUCCUCAAUCUACAUCGACAGAGUUCAUGCAUUACUAUUUCAUCAACUCAAAGAGAAACAUUCUCAGAUUCGUUUGAGUGCACUCCGAAUUUGUAAUCGUCUUUUUAAGAAAUUUGAACAUUUUAGAAGAUUAAUAAUCGUCGAUAUCUCAGUUCUUCUAAAACUCACAGUUAACACGGAUGCAGGUCGAACAUUGCCUCCGCCUAAGAAAUUCGCGACGGAUUUAGAAAUUUACUCUAUUAGAUGCAUUAAGGAAUGGAGCGAUGAGUUUGAGAAAGACUUUAAAGACGAAUUUAAUUUUGUGUUUAAGUAUUUGAACAAGUACAAAAAAAUUGAUUUUGAAUCAAUGACUGUACUAUCCGUUACCGAAGCGAGACUACAGGAAGACAGGGAACAGCGACAACGUCGUUUCAAUGAAGAGAAAUUGAAAAAAAUCGAGUCUGAAAUAAAUGAACUCGAACCGGAAAUAACUAUUGCGGCUAGAACCCUGGAGAGUUGUCUGGAAUUGCUAAUUCCCAUUCCGGAAGAGUUUUUUAUACCUGAAGCGGAGGAAGACAUUGUCCCUCCAUCGAACCUUUUGGAACUUUCGUCGUUAGAUACUGGGGGAAAAAUUGCUGCUGUGGUUAAGUCGAGUAACGAAAACGAAAGGUGCAGAGAAACUGGCAUAAUUGACCCUGCAGCACACAACGUGACAGUCACGUUGAGACCGGAUUUUCGAAAGAGAGUGAAGAAAUCCCAAGACAACUUGGCUAUAAUUGAAAGUGCAAAUGAACAAGUUAAACUCAUUUCCGACAAGUAUUUGCCAAGAAUCAAAAAAUGGUUGCAAGACAUAGCAAGAAUUUCGAAUGGAGAACUCCUAAAACGAGCAAUCGAACUCAAGCGUUAUUUGAUUGAUCUGACGAGCAGAGAAAACAAAAUCACGUAUUACGGAGACAGUGAUGAUUGUUCCAGCGAAUCCGACAUGGAAGAAGUCCCCCCUAAAUCUUACGCUGAUGAUCUAUUGGCUCAAUGUUUAGCUAAAACUGAUAAUAAUACUCAAAAUUAUGAUAGUAAUCGCGCUGCAGAGUCUGUAAAAGUUUCAGAGAGAGAUGAAAAUCGCAGUAGUGUCGUAGACGUGCCUAAGUUACCGUUUGACAUCGAUCUAUAUCACUGGGAAGACGAACAACUUUCAGCUCCUCGUAUUUUACCUACAAAUCAAGAUGGUCAUAGUUUUUGGACUUCGAAUUCUGUAAUGGAUACUGAUUGCGAUGGUAUUAUACAGCCAGGAGGAUCUGAAAUUUUACGCACUCGAGUUAUUGAAUUUACUGGUAAAUUCGAAAGAGUUGAUAGACAGUGUAGAACCCCAUUGCCAAGUGGAAGAUUAUGCCCAAGAGAAGAUCGUUUUAAAUGUCCGUUUCAUGGACGUAUUGUACCGAGAGAUGAGCUCGGUCGAGUUAUCAAUCCAGAAAACAAAAUAAUUUUAGAAACAGAGAAAAAACAGAAUGUACCUGAUUGGCAAAAUCCACAGUUGCUUAGAGACAUACAGCAUCAAACAGGAGUUGAUCUUAAAAUGCCGGAAAAAGGAAGCAGAAGGAAACGAAAACAAAAUUCAAAUCUGACAAAUUUAAAAAAAGAGCAGGAUACUCCACGCGCCCGACUGGAAAAAAAAGUGUUCAAAAAAUCAUCUGUGAAGAAAGUAGCUAACAUUUUAGAUGGUAUAGAUCAGAGAAAAUUUCGAGAUAAAUUUGGAGAUCAAUUCAAUUACGUCCACGAUACAGCUUAAUUUGUUUGUCUUUUUCUAAUCAUUAAGUUCUAUAACUUAUAAGUUAAUAAGGUUUAAUUAAAAAUUAGUAUAAUUAUUAAUUAUAUU